Molecule: messenger RNA, 1090 nt
Organism: Eutrema salsugineum
Lineage: Eukaryota; Viridiplantae; Streptophyta; Magnoliopsida; Brassicales; Brassicaceae
Product: serine/arginine-rich SC35-like splicing factor SCL33
Exons: 6
Coding region: 111-926 (271 amino acids)
Biological process (GO): mRNA splicing, via spliceosome
Cellular component (GO): nuclear speck; cytoplasm
Molecular function (GO): RNA binding
Source: RefSeq, a predicted model, not a curated record
UCAAAAGGGGAUUUUAGGUUUUCUAUUUGAAAGAUUUAUCCAUCUUCUCCAAUUCUUACAGCAACGCUGUUCUAUCGCCGCCGUUCGCCGAGAGGUUGAAGUUUGCUGCAAUGAGGGGAAGGAGCUACACUCCGUCACCACCAAGGGGUUAUGGGAGGAGGGGUCGAAGCCCAAGCCCUAGAGGCCGAUAUGGAAGUCGUAGCAGGGACCUCCCGACCAGCCUUUUGGUUCGCAAUUUACGCCAUGAUUGCAGGCAAGAAGAUCUCAGGAGGUCAUUUGAGCCGUUCGGUCCUCUCAAAGACAUUUACUUGCCAAGGGAUUACUAUACAGGAGAUCCGCGAGGGUUUGGUUUCGUUCAGUUUGUGGAUCCUGGUGAUGCUGCUGAGGCAAAAUAUCACAUGGAUGGUUAUCUUCUUCUUGGCCGUGAGUUGACUGUCGUGUUUGCAGAAGAGAACAGGAAGAAACCGACUGAAAUGAGAGCAAGGGAGCGUGGUGGAGGAAGGAGCAACAGAUUUCGGGAUAGAAGGCGUAGUCCCCCUCGUUACUACUCUCGCUCUCCUAGGCAUUCUCGUUCUCCUCCCCCUCGACGUGGUAGAUCUCGGUCACGGAGCGGUGAUUAUUAUUCUCCUCCUCCUAGAAGACACCACCCAAGGUCUGUCUCUCCCAGGGAAGAACGAUAUGAUAGGGGGAGGUCAUACUCGCGCUCACCUGCCUACAAUGGCUCAAGGGGUCGCAGUGUAAGUCCAGCCAGAAGCAUAAGCCGCAGCCCAAGAAGGAGCAUAAGCCGCAGCCCAAGAAGAAGCAUAAGCCGCAGCCCAAGAAGUAGGAGCCCGAGCCCGAGGAGAAGCAGGAGCUACACACCUGAACCAGCCAGAAGCCGCAGCCCGCGUGAGGAGCAAUUGGAAGAUCGUUCACCAAGCCAGUGAUUGAUUCUUGACUCUUUUAAUCGUCUUCUCUAGAUUAUGGUUGUCUCUCUUGUUUCUUAUCCGAAGACAAAGUUAAGAUGAUUUGAUAAGACGAGAGUGAAUGUUGACUUCUAAUGUUUUGAUGAUUCAUGGAGUAUUUUGAUAACAUGUUACUGUUACUGUGA